AUGGCAACAGACAAGCCUUCGGAUGAUAACAAGAAAGAACCUAUCAAACAGGACAGUGAGGAGUCCCCAUUGGGCUCGAGCCCUGAUGGAGAGGGAGACGGAGAGCCAGCAGAUUCGGGCGAGCAGGGCCAGGCCCUCCCCACCCCGGAGGGCCAGGCGCCCAAGCGGAAGGGAGGCCGCAAGCCGAUCUAUGCGACCACAGAGGAGCGGAAGCAACGAAACCGCCAGGCUCAGGCAGCUUUUCGAGAGCGGCGAACCGAGUACAUUAAGCAGCUUGAGCAAACUAUCAGUGUCCAGGAGCAGACCCUGGCUAAUCUGAAUGCUGCUCAUCGUACCGCCGCGGACGAGUGUCUGAUGCUGAGAUAUAAAAACUCGCUGCUCGAACGCAUACUCCUCGAGAAGGGCAUCGAUGUGCAAGCUGAGCUUCAGGCCAAGCAUGGUAGUCCUAAUUUUGGUCCGACCCACAUGCCACAGAACAUUAUCCAGCCGCCGCCAAUAUCGAGGACGCUGCUUAACAGACAUCACUCUCGGAGGUCGACCUCCAGCAUCGCACCGAAGCUGGAGCCUGGCUAUAGUACACUGCCUCCAAUACAUGGGGCGAACCCUCCGGCAGGAUCUCCCAAAUCUCGGCCCACGCCCUCAUCGCAUGCGGCAUCUCCUACAACAACCGAGGGUUUUGGAGCUUCGCCGGCGUCGUCUGAGAACGUGGGCCCAGGAGGCAUGCGGCCUGGGAUGCCGUCCGCUGGGAUGAAGCAGCCAAUGGGCCAGAUGCCUGGCCCGUCACGAAUGAUGCCGCCCAUGCAAGGAGGUCUUGGUCAACACUCGGGACAAGGGGCACAUGCUGGUAGGAUGGGGGCGCCGAGUGUCAGCAAUGCACCAUUCUACCAGACACCGGCAUAUCAGAAUCAUAUUGAGCAACUCGAACAAGAAUAUGAUGCUGCAGCUGAUAUGAUGGACGAGGGCGGCGACGCACCAGAAACACCUUCUGGACCAGGUCCAUAUCCUGGUGCUGGUUACGCUGCUGCCGCCGCCGCCGCUCAACAGCACCAGGCCAUGAGCCCAACAACGACAGGACCAAUGGAGGCGAACGCCGCAACAGGGCAUCCACAGGGGCAUCAACAUGGCCUCUCUAUGACGCAACUGCUGGACCCUUCGAUCGAUUGGGAUCCUUUCGGCUUAAGUGCUAGCAUGGCCUUUCCGUCAUCGUUCUCCUUCGACACGAGCAACAUGAGAUGA
Messenger RNA from Diaporthe citri, 1236 nucleotides. RefSeq lists its product as uncharacterized. The transcript has 3 exons. The record is from RefSeq and is a predicted model, not a curated record. Gene Ontology annotation, molecular function: DNA-binding transcription activator activity, RNA polymerase II-specific; transcription cis-regulatory region binding. Bases 1 to 1236 code for a protein of 411 amino acids. Gene Ontology annotation, cellular component: RNA polymerase II transcription regulator complex. NCBI's taxonomy places the organism in Eukaryota, Fungi, Ascomycota, Sordariomycetes, Diaporthales, Diaporthaceae.